Molecule: messenger RNA, 2139 nt
Organism: Cercocebus atys (sooty mangabey)
Lineage: Eukaryota; Metazoa; Chordata; Mammalia; Primates; Cercopithecidae
Product: olfactory receptor 4X2
Exons: 1
Coding region: 306-1235 (309 amino acids)
Biological process (GO): G protein-coupled receptor signaling pathway
Cellular component (GO): membrane
Molecular function (GO): G protein-coupled receptor activity; olfactory receptor activity
Source: RefSeq, a predicted model, not a curated record
GGACUGUUAGGGUCCCCAAAGGCCCUAACAGUCCUUCACAAAUUGGUACUAAUGUCUAUCUACAGCUUUAGUUUUUGCUCUUCUCUCCUUUAUUCCAGCUACACACAAGGCAUUUGUAAUUGCUCUCUGCCUUCUUGGAAUGCUCUUCCCUUCUACACAUAACUAACUCCUACUUCUUUCAAUUUCCAGCUCACAGGCAUCUCAGCUAUGCAAGAGCCUUCAUGUAAUUCACCCACUCAGUGAAGAAGUCUUUUGUAUCAUUUCAGAUCACACCACCCAAAUUGCUGCCUCUUGGUGACAACCUCAUGACUAACAUACACAAUGUGACUGAAUUCAUUUUUCUGGGACUUUCUCCCAACCAGGAGGUGCAGAGGGUUUGCUUUUUGAUAUUUCUGUUCUUGUACACAGCAAUUGUGCUGGGGAAUUUCCUCAUUGUGCUCACUGUCACAACCAGCAGAAGCCUUGGUUCCCCCAUGUACUUCUUCCUCAGCUGCCUCUCCUUCGUGGAGAUCUGCUACUCUUCCACUACAGCCCCCAAGCUCAUCUCGGAUCUGCUGGCUGAAAGGAAAGCCAUGUCUUGGUGGGGCUGCAUGGCACAGCUUUUCUUCUUGCACUUCUUUGGUGGCACUGAGAUUUUCCUGCUCACUGUGAUGGCCUAUGACCGCUAUGUGGCCAUCUGCAAGCCCCUCAGCUACGCCACCGUCAUGAACCGGCAGGUGUGUGCUGUCCUUGUAGGAACAGCAUGGGUGGGAGGCUUUGUGCAUUCAUUUGCCCAAAUCCUUCUCGUCUUCCACUUGCCCUUCUGUGGCCCCAAUGUGAUCAACCACUAUUUCUGUGACCUGCUUCCCCUUCUCAAACUUGCCUGCUUUGACACCUUCCUCAUUGGUCUGCUGAUUGUUGCCAAUGGAGGCACCCUGUCUGUGGUCAGUUUUGGGGUCCUCUUAGCAUCCUAUAUGGUCAUCUUGCUCCAUCUGAGAACCCAGAGCUCUGAGGGGCGGCGCAAAGCCCUCUCCACCUGUGGGUCCCAUGUUACCGUGGUUAUCUUGUUCUUUGGACCCUGCAUCUUCAUCUACCUGAGGCCUUCUACCACUCUGCCUAUAGACAAGGUGGUGGCUGUGUUCUACACAGUGAUAACCCCCUUCCUGAACCCUGUCAUCUACUCCCUGAGAAAUGCUGAAAUGAAGAAGGCCAUGAAGAGGCUGUGGAUUAGGACACUGAGACUAAAUGAGAAAUAGAGGCUGAGUCUUGUUAUUGAUACUUGGGUUUAGAAUGACUGUUGAGCCCAAACCGGAGGAGCAGAAUAGGUUGAAGGAAAGUUCACAGGACCUGUUAGUUCCAGAUUAUUCUACCUGGCCUCUCUCUUUAAAAAGUUCAUUUUCAUAAUUUGAGUAAUAUUUCCUUUUGUGGAAGUACUAACUUUUUUACCACCAUAAACAACACUGUAGUAAAUAUUCUUGAACAGACAUCUUCAACCAUACUUCUGACUUUCUUUUAGGCUUAUUUCCUAGAGUGAAUUUAGUGUUAGAGUGUAAAGACCUUUGGUGCACAGUGUUACAUUGAGUCACCUAUCUUGUGAAAGUGCUCUUGACAGAAUAGAAUCCUGUCAUUAAACACUUUUUUUUUGGAUAAGAAAUAUGAUUUUACAUUGUUUCAAAGUAUCUUUCCUCAGGAUACCUAGGGGUGUUAAUUACAAAUAGAAAAAUGUAACUUUAUAGCCCCUCCCCUCUAAACAAUUGCCCAAAGUUAAUAUCACCAGAAAUGAGACCCAUUGAUGCCAUGUGCCUCUUGAUAUGGUACAUGGGAGAGACACACAAUAUCAUUAUUGUGCUAUUCUUACCAAGAAUAUAUAACCUGAGUCUAAUCAUAAAAAAACACAAGGAAAGCCCAAACAAAGAACAUUCUGCAAAAUUACUGUCCUUCAGUCUUCACAUGUGUAAAGAUAAAGAAAGAAGGAAGAAUUACUCAAGAUAAAAAAUAGGUGACAAGUAAAGGCAACAUGUGAUCCUGGAUUGGGUCUUGGAUAUUAGAUAAAGGACAUUUGUGGGACAAAACUCUGUAAAUGAGAUAAUAAAAUUACAUGAGUGUUAAUUUCCUGAGUUUGAUCAUUGUACUGUGUUUGUCUCAAAUCAUGUUCUUGGA